This is a messenger RNA of Geosmithia morbida, 2313 nucleotides long. RefSeq lists its product as uncharacterized. Gene Ontology annotation, biological process: regulation of DNA-templated transcription. The transcript has 3 exons. The coding region runs from base 1 to 2313 and encodes 770 amino acids. NCBI's taxonomy places the organism in Eukaryota, Fungi, Ascomycota, Sordariomycetes, Hypocreales, Bionectriaceae. The record is from RefSeq and is a predicted model, not a curated record. Gene Ontology annotation, molecular function: DNA-binding transcription factor activity; sequence-specific DNA binding.
AUGUCCAGCUCGAACCCUCGGAAGCGGGCAGCUCCAGGCGCGACACCGAUGGUCCCCAGACAGAACCAGCAGCAGCAGCAGCAGCCGCAGCCGCCGGCGUACGCGCCUGCCGCCGCCGACCAGAUGGUCCGGUGGAACGGCGCUGCCGAUCCCAUGGCCGGCUUCGUCGACGGCACUUCCGCCGCCGGACCCGCCGGCGUGGCCCAGCCGCCCGCCAACUCGUACGACCUCAUCCAGAGUCAGCGCCAGUUCCCCCAGGGUCUGAGCACCGCCGCGAACCCCUCCAGCUCGCUCGCCCGACGGCCCGUCAACCAGGGCUUCAUGCCGGACCCCUCUCAGGUCAGCUUCGAUCCCAGCUGGGCCAGCUUUAUGGGAGGCGGCGCCGACGACGGAGCGGGCUCGGCAGCAGCGGCAGCAGCAGCGGCGGCGGCGGCGGCGGCGGCGACGACGACGACGACGACAUCGUCGUCUUCAUCUCUGGUCCCGCUGAACCACGACGGGACCGGUAACCCCGGUGAGGAGAACAUUGAGGAUAUGGAGGAGCGGGCUCAGAAGGCCAAGAGAGAGGCCUUGGCCAAGAGGAAGCAGAUCCCCCCGUUUGUCCAGAAACUCAGCAGCUUCCUCGAGGAGGGCAAAAACGAAGACCUGAUCCGCUGGUCGAAUAAGGGCGACUCCUUCGUCGUCCUAGACGAGGACGAGUUCGCCAAGACGCUCAUCCCCGAACUCUUCAAGCACAACAACUACGCCUCGUUUGUGCGGCAGCUCAACAUGUACGGCUUCCACAAGCGCGUCGGGCUGUCGGACAACUCGAUGCGGGCCAGCGAGCGCAAGAACAAGAGCCCUAGCGAGUACUCGAACCCUUACUUCCGUCGCGGCCACCCCAACCUGCUCUGGCUCAUCAACAAGCCCAAGAGCGGCGGCAAGGGCGCCAACAAGAAGACGCAUAAGAGCGAGGAGCCCGACAGCGACGAAGAGCUCGGCCUCGGCGGCGGGCUGCACGACGACGGUCACGGCCACGGCCUCGGCCACGGCCUCGGCCACGGACACCACGUGCAGGCGCCGGGCGGCGUCCAGCACGCACCCAAGGCUCUGCCGGCAACGGUGGUGGCCACGUCGGGCGCAGGAGCGGGAGCCGGAGGGAUCGGAGUCGGAGCCGGAGGGGUCGGAGGGGCCGCGGCGGGAGGAGCCGGAGGGCUGGGAGGGGACGGCGGCCUGCAGCGCAAGGAGAUAUCCAUGAUCCGCGAGGAGCUGAAGCAGGUGCGGGAGCAGCAGAAGGUGAUAUCGCGCACCAUCUCGCACCUGCAGCAGAACAACCGCGACCUGUACAACCAGGCGCUCCUGUUCCAGAACCAGCACGACCGGCACCAGAACUCCAUCAACGCCAUCCUGCACUUCCUCGCCAACCUGUUCCGCAAGUCGCUCGAGGAGCAGGGCAGCAGCCAGAGCGCGGGGGACAUCUUCUCCAGCAUCCUGGCCAGCCAGCAGGCGGCGGCUGCCAACGGCAACGCGCAGCAGGGCACGGUGGUGGACCUGGGCGACUACUUCCAGAACAGCCCGGACUCGACCGCGACCCUCUCGACGACCCCGCACCACCAGAGGGCUCGCGGGCUGCUGCCGCCGAUACCCAACGGGGCGUCGUCGACGAGAUCGGCGUCGUCCGGCCUCGGCGUCAACAGACGCAGCUCGGCGGCGGCAGGCGCGGCAGGCGCGGCGGCAGGCGGAGGCUAUCCCCGAUUUCAGGAGACCGGCCAGGUUACGGAGCUGGUGGACGGACCGACGAACUCGGGCGAGACGCCGCCGACGCUGCAGCACGAGCUGGAGAACAACCCGCAGGAGCAGAUGAUGCGCAUCAUCAACAACCACAACAGCGCCAACUCGCUGGGCGGCAUGGACCUCGGCGACGCGGCCGACUUCGUGGCCAACACGCCGCCCAACCUCAACAGCGACCAGCGCGACCAGCUGGCCAACCUGAUGAGCCGUCAGCAGCCGUCGUCCCGCGGCAGCCGCCAGGCCGGCUCGGCCACGCCCAGAUCGUCAGCCGCACCGACGCCACGGCCGUCGGGGGCGGCACCGUCCCCGGGGGUACCGACGCAGCCGGCACCGCCCUCCCUCUCCCCGAUACUGCACUCCCCGGCCAUGCAGCCGCUCUCGAUCAACCAGAUCAGCACCAACCAGUCGGAGCUGGAUCGCCUCCAGGAGCUGCAGGCGCAGCAGGACGCCAGGAUCAACGAGCUGUCCGGCAUGCUGGGACCGCUCAGCCCUUUCGCCGAACGGGAAUACGCCCAGCUCCGUCAUGACGGAGGAGGUGGUUAG